GAACCUAUCAAGCCAAAUAACACUCCCAAAAUAUGCAGUUCUUCAACUUCUUCUCCCUUUUCCUUUUUGUAUUUUUCUUCUUUUUGUUAAACAAAUGGAGGAAUUUCAAUAGCCAAUCCAAAAGAUUGCCUCCAGGUCCAUGGAAAUUACCUAUACUUGGAAGCAUAUUUCAUUUGCUAGGUGGACAUCCACAUCAUGUCCUUAGGGACUUAGCUAAAAAAUAUGGGCCACUUAUGCAUCUUCAACUAGGUGAAGUUUCUGCAGUGGUAGUUUCUUCUCCUGAGAUGGCAAAACAAGUACUAAAAACUCAUGACAUUACUUUUGCAUCUAGGCCCAUGCUUUCAGCUGCCGAGAUUCUCUUUUAUAAUGGGACUGAUAUUGUCUUUUCCCCAUAUGGCGAUUACUGGAGACAAAUUCGUAAAAUUUGUAUUUUGGAAUUGCUUAGUGCCAAAAAUGUUAAAUCAUUCAGCAAUAUUAGACACGAUGAAGUUCUUCGUAUGAUUGAAUUUUUUCGAUCAUCUUCUGGUGAGUCAGUUAAUGUAACAAAAAAGAUGUACCAAUUCGCUAGCUCUAUGACCUGUAGAUCAGCAUUUGGGAAAGUAUUGAAAGAGCAAGACGAACUUAUACAACUGCUUAACGAAGCAUCACUCUUAGCAGAAGGGUUUAAUGUGGCUGAUAUAUUUCCAUCACUAAAAUUUCUUCACGUGUUAAGUGGAAUAAAGGGUAAAAGUAUGAAAGUUCACCAUGGGUUAGAUGCCAUUUUUGAAAACGUCAUCAAUGAACACAAGAACAAUGGUGAGUUAGGAGGUGAAGGUUUAAUUGCCGCACUGCUAAGAUUAAAGAAAGAAGGAGGUUUUCAAUUUCCAAUCACCAACGACAACAUCAAAGCUAUUAUUUUUGACAUGUUUGCUGCGGGAACAGAAACUUCAUCAACAACACUUGAUUGGGCCAUGGUGGAAAUGAUGAGGAAUCCAAAUGUACUCUUAAAAGCUCAAGCAGAAGUAAGAAACGCCUUCAGAGAAAAAGAAACUAUUAAUGAAAAUGACAUCGAAGAAUUGAAAUACCUAAAGUUGGUCAUCAAAGAAACUUUCAGACUCCAUCCUCCAUUACCCCUUUUGCUCCCAAGAGAAUGUAGGGAGGAAAUAGACAUAAAUGGCUAUACUAUUCCUUUGAAAACAAAAGUUAUUGUUAAUGCAUGGGCUAUUGGAAGAGAUCCAAAAUAUUGGGAUGACGUAGAAAGUUUUAAACCCGAGAGAUUUGAGUUCAACUCUGUAGAUUUUAUUGGUAAUAGCUUUGAACUACUUCCCUUCGGUAGUGGAAGGAGGAUCUGCCCUGGGAUAUCUUUUGGUAUAGCUAAUGUUUUUUUCCCACUAGCUCAAUUGUUGUAUCACUUAGAUUGGAAGCUUCCUACAGGAAUCAAUCCAAGUGAUUUGGACAUGACUGAGUCUGCUGGAGCAGCUUGUGCUAGAAAGAGUAACCUAUACUUGAUCGCGACUCCUCAUCAACCUUGUCUAGAGUAAUGUCAUGGAAUCAAACUACUUUUAUUUUUCAAUAAAGGACUUUGCUUUUGAAUUUCUUUGUCAAGCCAUAACUAUUGUACUUUCAUUUUCGAUUUUACCUUGAAUAAAUAUAUCUUUAUCAUA
Messenger RNA from Capsicum annuum, 1643 nucleotides. RefSeq names its product premnaspirodiene oxygenase. Bases 33 to 1520 code for a protein of 495 amino acids. Gene Ontology annotation, molecular function: monooxygenase activity; oxidoreductase activity, acting on paired donors, with incorporation or reduction of molecular oxygen; heme binding. NCBI's taxonomy places the organism in Eukaryota, Viridiplantae, Streptophyta, Magnoliopsida, Solanales, Solanaceae. The record is from RefSeq and is a predicted model, not a curated record. The transcript has 2 exons.